UUUUUUGGGCCUUUUCCAAAGUUUCAGAGUUUUUUUAUUGAAGAAACCCACAACAAGAGUAAAAUGCCAUUUGCCAAGUGCCGAAGAACCCGCCUGAGUUUGCGAUUGCCAUGACUUCCCAUUUCACACUACUUUCUCUGAUUAGCCUCACUCCUCUUCAAACCCACAUCACACAAGUGUUCCCAUUCCUAAUAAAGUAAAAACAAAAUGCGGGAAGAAGGAAAGCAAGGGAUCGGAUAAUUUGUUUAUCACGUGCAUGUCAAUAUCAACCUCACAUGCUAAUCUUUAUCAACCACCUUAUACUAUUCUGUAAAAAACCCAAUUUCAUGGUCUAAUUGGGCCCUUCUUCCCCGGUUUUUCCUUGAUCCAAGGACCCUUUUUCGUUUUAUUGAACAAUUUCUUUUCAUUUUAGGAAAAAAUUGGCCCUUUUUUAAUUGAGUGGCGCCGGAGUUUAAUCCUUCAAAGUUUGCAAUUUUAGUUUUCCGAUGUAUCUUUCAUAAAUUUUCGUCUUUGGACUCUGGGAUUCGAUCUUUUCUGUAUUUGGGGGGUACUGAAAUUGGAUUUCAUGAAGUGAUAAUUGCCGGAAUUUUUUUUGUUCUGAGGUGAAAGGAUUCUGAUAUUGUGACAUCACUGCCAUUUAUUUGAUUGGAUCAGAUAUGGAAUCUACAGAUUCAAGUUCGUUCUUGAGAAACUUGUUCCUGUGGAUUGCAUAACUAAUAUAUGAAGAUGUGGUAAUGCAGUUUGACUGCUGCACUCUCGUAUGGCAUUUCGUCCAUGGCAAUGGUUUUCAUCAAUAAGGCAGUACUGAUGCAAUAUUCGCAAUCCAUGACUCUACUUGCACUUCAGCAAUUGGCUACUACUUUGCUGAUACACUUUGGUAGAGUCAUGGGAUACACGAAAGCAAAAGGACUGAAUAUAGAGACAGCAAAAAGACUAGUAUUUGUUUCACUAUUCUACAAUGCAAAUGUAGCAUUUGCUUUAGCUAGCUUGAAAGGUGUAAAUAUUCCAAUGUAUAUUGCCAUCAAAAGACUGACGCCACUUGCAGUACUAAUAGCCGGAUUCUUUACUGGAAAGGGGAAACCUUCACAUCAGGUAACUCUUUCGGUUAUCCUGACAGCUGCCGGGGUUAUUAUAGCAGCGUUAGGUGAUUUUACUUUUGAUCUUUUUGGAUAUAGCAUGGCCCUUACAUCCGUUUUCUUCCAGACUAUGUACCUUGUGUUGGUUGAGAGGUCCGGAGCAGAGGAUGGGCUUUCCUCAGUUGAGAUCAUGUUCUACAAUAGUUUCCUGUCGUUACCAUUUCUCCUGUUUCUCAUCAUAGCUACUGGAGAAUUUCCAAAUUCUUUGUCACUGUUAUUUGCCAAGAGUAUAUCAUUACCAUUUUUCCUUCUUCUUCUUCUUUCUCUGGCGAUGGGCAUUGUUCUGAACUACACGAUGUUCCUCUGCACCCUAGUAAAUUCCGCUUUGACAACCACCAUUGUUGGCGUUCUCAAAGGGGUUGGAUCAACGGUAUGUUCGAUAGCAUUAACUGUUCUUUUCAGUUGUACAUAAUCGAGUUCGGUUUUGUUGUGGCCAAGCCGCCUUGAUAUCUUUGAUUUUGUUCAGACCUUUGGUUUCAUCUUAUUGGGAGGUGUGCAAGUUCAUGGAUUAAACGUCACUGGAUUAGUAAUCAACACAGCAGGCGGUUUGUUGUAUUCUUACGCAAAAUAUCAGCAAAAGAGGACCAAGUUGCCGAAGAUAAUGUCGGAUGUAGAAGGCCAUCGAAAAUAAUUAAAAAAAGAAGAAGAAGGAAUGCUUUGUUUCGUUUAGUGAACCAUUUUUUGCUGUAAGAGAGCGAAGCUUUGUAAUGCCAUUCAAAUGAAUGAACGUGAUACAAGGAAUAGGUCAAAUGCCAAAACAAAACAGGGACUAGGAAAGGAAAAACAAUAUGAUGGAGGAGGAUAUUGCACAAGAUAAAUUAUUGAAAAGGAAAUUUUAUUUUACUUUUUGUAUGUUGAAAAUAUGUAUCAAGUGCAUUUGUUAAACCAAGACACACCCCAAGUUACAUGUUACAACAUUUUUAUUUGAUUCUUUUCAAUGUAUGGGAGUUAUUCAGUGGCAAUGAAUUUAUAUUUUAUUCAUUUUCUGAGCAACAUAAGUAAAAAUACAAUGUAACUGAUUCUCUAAAGUAAUUCCUGUUUUACACUAGAUUAGGCAAUUAAAGUUAUGUUUCGAUUGCAAACUGUUAUUUGUUUAGAUUUGGUUUGUGAAAUUCAUAUAAUUAGUAAAAGACCACAAAUUAGGGGGAUUGGUACGUCUUAUGUGAUACUUUCCAGUUACACAUUCUAAAC
This is a messenger RNA of Oldenlandia corymbosa var. corymbosa, 2327 nucleotides long. The record is from the annotation of a GenBank genome assembly. Lineage: Eukaryota; Viridiplantae; Streptophyta; Magnoliopsida; Gentianales; Rubiaceae.